UGGAAGGAGCAGUAAGCGGCCUACGCAGUUUCGAGCUCGGGCCCAGCUUUUAUUAGUUCUUCGGCGCUCGGCGGAGAACGUGCGUGCAAACCUCGAGCGAUUGGUUGCUGCUGCAACUCGUGUUACCGCAGUGCCACCGGCACCUAAAGUCUCGCGAUCGGUCACCGACCGAACCAUUACCGAUCGGUGGUUCAAAUUUUUUUCUCCGCUUCCUUCCUGUUUUCCAAUCAAUAAGAAGAAGAACGUGAAAUUGCAUCGAAGGUGAUCAUCCAAUCAAGAUCUUCCGGUGUCAAAGUGUCGCGGGUGACGUUUGAUAAUCGGUGAAUUUCGUUCCGGGUCGGAUAGUGGCAACAAGUGAACACACGAGGGGAUCUAUCUGGUUAAGGGUGACCGGUUUCGUUACCUUUGAUCCCCCCAACGGUUCAGCAUGGCGCUUCGAUUCCACGAGAUCUCGGCCGACCGGCUUGUUUGGCGAGGAUAGUGACAGUUGUUGAACGCGAGUGCACCAUUUCUUCUUUUUUUUUUCAUUCUGCUGUGUUGCUACUACUCCUCUUCUUCUUCUUCUUCUACUUCUUCUUCUUCAUCUAGUGUUGCUGCUGCUGUUACUGCUGUUGGCCUCCUCUUCUUCUAUUUCUACUUCUUCCGUUUCUUUGCGCAGAGACACGAGAAGACCACCAGCGAUCGAAAUGCCACGAUACCAGUGAAGGUUUUGGAGAAACGAGGAUAAAAUUGUGAGUACAAAUAGAAAAAGAGAGAAGGAAGUGAGGAAAGAAAGAAAGAAAGAGAUAGGAAGAAAAUUUAAAAGCGAGGGUGGCAAAUUGAGAUAUAAGCUUGGCGGAUCUUGAGUGGGGGCAAAAAGGAGAAAGAGAGAUAGAGAGAGAGAGAAAGGCCACCUGUUAUGAGUGGACGUAAACAUAUAAAGAGACGGAAAAGAUGCCCGAGGUCCAGCGUACGGACUCACUGAGAUCCGCCAUUGAGGGAGAGGCGUCCCAUCCAACCGAAAAAAUUGAUUCGCUACACGACGCUACUUACCCUUCCGGUUGGAAGCCCACUGAGAGGAGUGUCUCCUUCAAUCGAGACGUCCACGUCAAGAGGAUUGGACGUGGAGCACCACGUGUGACCGCGGCAUUUGUUGGCGAUGGAGAAGGUCGGUUGAUCACCACUCCAAUUCACAAGGAGAGUAUCACCUCCCGCAGUAAGGAAGAUUUAGCACAGGAGGCAGCUCUCGUGCUCCAACAGGCCGACAGUGUGCAUUGCGUGGCACACGAUAAUCGUCGCCUGCCGGGCAGGUUCAGCACACUUCCGGUUCGUCGAAAAGAAAAACACUCCGAACAUCCGCCACUUGAAUCACGACGUAAAAGUGAGGAUCUCGUUAUCGGAACACCAAAGGCAAAGAAAAAGCCACUCGAACGCAGUCACAGCGAUGCGAGUGCGAAGAAAUUCAAAAAUCCAAUCGCCAAACUCUUCUCCCCGAAAUUAGAGAGAAAAACCCCCAAACCAGUCAGUAGGAGUUCGAGUGACGCGGGUAGUAUUAAAUCGCACCGGAAGCGAAGUGAAAGUGAAAGUGACGGUUCACAUUUACAAGCGAGGGUGAAGAAGCAACUCUCGCCGAUAAUUGAAGCAUCGCCAUAUUAUGAUCAACAGCAACAACCUUUCCACUUUGGUACGAAAUCAAAUUCGCCCGACAAAGUGAACAAAGUAGACAAAGUAAACAAAGUAGACAAACCUCCAAAAUCCCCAACGGAGAAAAUAAUUCCCAUUUCCGUUGAAGAAAAAGAAAAUAUCGACGAGGUCGAUCAGGUACAUACCAAAUACAAUCAAGAGUCAACAAUUCACAAAAUGAUACACCGAUUGUCGAAUGACCGUUCACCACCCCCUCAACUGACAAGAACGAUGGUUUCCCCAAGUCCGGGUUUUGGCCACAACAACAAUCGUCCCUUCUCCUACACCAGACCCAAUGAGUCUAGUCCUCCGCCACUUCAAAACGGUGUGAUUUACGCCCAAGUGCAACUGGAUAAGAAGAAAGCUCAACGCAGUCAUUCGGACAGUGACGAAGGUCUCGGUCUCGAUCGAAAGGAUUCCUCCCGUGAAAAUAGUCCCGCCGAGAAGGAAUACCGACGAGCGGACUAUUACAUCUCCGAUUUGCGUCGUAACAACGAACUAAACGAUUUCAAAUCCCGCUAUGAAGAGGAUCGCACCAAAACCACCCAUUUCGGUGACUUUCGCACCAAUGAACCAAAAAGGACCCAACAACACGAAUUCGAUGAAAUCGAUCGUAAUUUAUUCGACAAGGGAGAAAAGUACACAUCCACGAUAUUUGUCGACACUUCAAAUCGUGGAAGAGCCGAUGGAAUGGACGCGAGACGCAGGGAUAGCAAUGAGUUCACAAGAUCCAAGACUUCCGAGCUAAGUGCAAGGCGUGACCUUCUGGAAUCGAGAAUAAAAUCCCGACUCCUAGCCGACGAGAUGUUCGCCACAAAGAACAACAUCAAUGUUCCCAAGAAGACCGAACAUGAAAUCAUCGAUAAACCGAUCGUUCCCUCACCUGUGACCCCGAAUCGGGUCGCUUCACCGAAGCGCUACGCUGAUACCUACAUCACCGAGACGCGAACGAGUAGCAAUGGAGAGAAAUAUAUUUUCGAAAAGGAGAUUCAUGAGGACAAUGGCAAAGUCUAUGGGUAUGAGAAAAAAAUAAAUAAAGUCACUGAUGCAUUCAUAGAUCCGAAGCCUAGGGAGGGUUAUACUGUCGAGACAAGAACUGAUAAGUACGGCGACAAGUAUGUUGUCGAAACAAUGACACACGAGGGAUUCGUGCCUGAAUUCAAACCCUUUUUGAGCGAUCGAUCGAGAAAUGCUCCCAACUAUCAGAAUGAGGAUACCUCACCGAUUGUUGUGAAUAAAUUCAGUGAGAGGAAAUUCUCGAAAAGUGAGGAUGUAUUGAAUCGACAUCCAAAACCACUGAGGGAGUAUGUUCCGAAAUCGAAACGUACUUUCGAGGCGAUCAAAGGACGGAGUAAGUCGACCCAACGAUUAGAUGAGAUCGGGGAGAAUAAUAGGGUGAAAUCCCUGAGGAACGAGUACAUGACUAGAUCGCACGAAAAUUUGAGUAGUGAUUACACAAACAGGGAUCGUUCGGCCUAUAGAACGCAUUUCGUCAAACGGAAUCUAGACGAUCUUCGCGAAGGUCCGAACGACGAUUACGAUACAGACAUCUCUCAGGUGACUAACAGUCAACUCGAGUCAAAAUACUAUAAGGAGACACGCACAACGCAGAGGUAUCUAAAGAAACAGGCUCUACAUGACGAUUACGAUAGUUCGCCCCCACGGAUAAGAGUCGAUCGUGUCGGAUACAAUUCCAGUCGAUAUGAUUCCGAUACGACGGCGCGCGAUUCAAUCAGGUGUGAAACUCGAUUCACUGAUUCGUCCCGUGGGAUCAGAAAGGAUUAUAGAAGCGUUGAGGAUGAUCCAAAGAAGCCACUGCGGAGGUCUCGGAAUCGACUCGACUAUCUUGAUGACUCGGAUGCGAGAGAAAGUUCACGAGGCAAGAUAUCCAAGGGCAGAUUGGAGACGUUUGAUGAACCGCCAUCACGACCGCCGCGAAUUCAUCACGAGAGUAAAACGCGACAUAUGCGUCAUGAGACGAGGGGUCACGUUGAACGUCGACAUCGUGAGACGCGGCUCAGUGAUCCCGAUCGUAAGGAUCGUCUAGCCGAUUCGGGAAUUGAGAAUGAUUAUCGUCGUGAUUCACAUGAAGCGGAUAGACGUGAACAACUCGAGUCUGAGGACGAGGGGUUUGCAACUUUGCAAUUCAUCAAGCACGAAAGACGACACACUGAUAGAAAUAUGAAUUUGACACCUGCGGAGAAGCGGAAAUAUGAUAAGUACGUGAUCGAGAAAUCGAUUGUCACAACGAAACCACCAUCGGGCGCGGACAAGAAAUACGAGAAGAAGACAGUGAAAAAAAGUGGCACUAUGAGUAAAGUGAAACAACUGUUCAGCAAGAAGGAGAAGAAAGCGAAGGAGGAGCAGAAUAAAAAGAAUUAUCGGAUCGGUAGCAGUGGAGCACUCACUGACGACGAAGUGACGAUAAGGUACAGGGAAUAUCGAGGGGAUCAACUUCGAAAUGCGAGGAGUGUUCGUGACCUUGGAAGCAACUUCAAUCAGGAGGACUAUAGUCAGCGAAGGCGACUAUCGACCCCUAGCGGAAGUCCCAGCCCCCCUCAGCCCUCAAGAUUGUCCAGGUCAACUGGAACUCUCACGAGAGGGGAAGAACCUUAUAAGAGUACCCUUACCAGAGACAAUCAAGGUCAGGAGGCAGAAAGAAAGGGUUGGUUCAAAUCCCUUUCUAGGAAAACAAAAUCAAACUCAAAGCCUGUUGAUAAGAAGCCAAGGAUACCAGAAAGUGAAAUACUGACAACAGGCACUGAGGACGAGGAAGCAUCAUCAGCCCCCGAGCGAGCUUCUGUGCAGAAGAAUUUAAGAUUUUUCGGCGAUACGGAUCAGGAAUCUAUAUCAUCGAAUCUUGAUCGAAGAAAUAAACGAAAUGACGACCACGUUUCCACGAGACGUGAUGUAACGAAUUCAUCUCGACGCACUUUAGGAAUCAUAACGAGUCCUAGGAAACCAUCGAGGCUCAAUGAGAGCGCAUUGUCGUCUGGGGAAAGUACCACAGGCGACAGCAGUCAACAAAGCCAGAAUUCCCAAAGAUCACAACGAUCCGUUGUUUACCUUCACGCAGCUACAGUCGGCGAGAUUCCUGGACCAAACGAAAGACGUCGAGCAGCAAGUCGUGAGGAAUUGAAUCGUCCUCUUCAGGCACACACGAGGACUGUGUCAAGAAGCGUUAGUGUUCUGGCACCAUGGAGACCAAGAAACUAUCGCGAACCUUUUGAAAUCAAUUACGAUCAGCAGCAACAUCAGAAACCAAUGAUAACAAUGAAGAGAAGACAAAGAAGCCGCGAGACUUUAAGUCGUCGUGGCAAAGACGCUCGCCGAAGCAAGGACAACUUGUCUAAAACAGGAACAAUGAAUCGUAGCACGCUGAAGUCAAAGGACAAGCAAAAAGUAGAUAGAACAGUUUCCACUGAGUCGUUGGCCAGCAAAUCUCGCAGCGUGAGUUCUAGGCCGGAACUAAACAGAUCCACUUCCGUUCCACGCGACCCCAACAAAAGUGCAGGAUGGUUCAAGUUGAAAAGCAAGAAAUCUCGGUCCUGAACGAAAGGCCAUUGACCAAUGCUAGUCUCGAGUUUCUUUAUUUAAAAACUCUAUUGCAAAUAAGACAUAUAAAUAUAUAUAAAUAUAAAUAAAUAAAAAUUUAUAUAUUAUAAAUUUCCAGAUUAAAAAAAAAUUAUAUAUAUAAAUAUAUAUACAGUAUAAUCAAAAAUUUUUCGUUUGAAUACAAUCCUGAUUAUGGUAAAACUACGUAGUAUUUAUAACUAUUCUUGCAAACAAUAUUUUUUUUAAUACUUUCUUUAUUUUUGUAAAAGUUGUCUCAACUGGAGUAUGAAUACAAUUUUUUUAAGAAAAUCGCGAUCGUAAAUGAACGAAAAAUUUUUUUGGUUGUACUGUAUGCAUGCAUUAAUGCGAUAAUCUUCUAUAAAACUGUGCAAUAGAAGAAAAUCGGCAAUUUUUAAUCCACUAAAACGUUUCUGCGUACUAACGAAAGAGUAGCAAAAAUUUUAUAAAAAUCAAAAAUUCAGAGGAAAAAAAAUAUUUUUGACCAAGCGCUAGUAACGGUAUUACUAUAUUUUUGUACAGAACAAAUUAAAAAACGAUAAUUUAGAGUAAAUUUUCUGAUUAUUAAUUAAUAUUAAGUUAACGGCUUGAAAAAAAAACAUUUUAAAUAGCAGGUUUAUUUUUUCAUAGAAGGAAAUAAAUAUCUUUACACUGUAUUUUAAGUUCACAUCAUAAAAUUUUGAGGCAAAAAUAUUUAUUUUGAAAUAAAUUACAUGCACAUUUACUGCUUUGUGGAAACAAAAAAAUCGAGUUUCUGAAAAUCUUAACUGCCUUUAAUCACUUAAUCAGUGUUGCCACACGUCAGGGAAUUCGGGGAAAAGUCAGGGAUUUUUAUUAAAAGUACUGGAAAAUAUUAAAUGUUUAAAAUUUAUUUAUUAAUAUCUUAAUAAAAUAUUAAAAUUCUUUCCAGAAAUUCAAUUGUUUUCGAAAAUUUGAA
Leptopilina heterotoma is the source of this 6172-nucleotide messenger RNA. RefSeq lists its product as uncharacterized. NCBI's taxonomy places the organism in Eukaryota, Metazoa, Arthropoda, Insecta, Hymenoptera, Figitidae. The transcript has 8 exons. The record is from RefSeq and is a predicted model, not a curated record. Bases 934 to 5214 code for a protein of 1426 amino acids.